Molecule: messenger RNA, 312 nt
Organism: Octopus bimaculoides (California two-spot octopus)
Lineage: Eukaryota; Metazoa; Mollusca; Cephalopoda; Octopoda; Octopodidae
Product: protein GVQW3-like
Source: RefSeq, a predicted model, not a curated record
AUGAAAGAAGUUUAUGGUAACGAUGUACCAUCAUACAACGAUGUCAAGCACUGGCUUCGCCAGUUCAGUUGUGCUUGGACAUUGGUAGAAACUGCUCCUAUCCCUGGACGACCACGCUCUGCCCUUAAUGACGACACCACCCAUAAAGUUGAAGCUGCCAUUUUGGAGGAUCGCCGCAUUCGACAACUAACCCAAGAAGUGAAGAUAAGUGUAAGGUCUGUGGAAAAAAUCAUUCACGACGAUUUGGCCGUGCGAAAGUUGUCUGCACGAUGGAUUCUCCGGAUGCUCACAUCUUUUCAGAAGCAGGAAUGA